AUGCGUACAUCUGUUACUGUAUUUUUUAUUUUAUUAAAUAUUCUUUUAUGUUUCGUGUGGUCAGCAGCAAAGAAAAUUCAUGAUGAAGAGUUUUCUGAAUUUGACGAUUUUGAUGAAGAUGAAUUUGUUGCUGAAACUCCAUCUCCACCCGGUGCUAGUCAGUUAUCAUCUAAAACACAAUUUAAUCAGCCAGAUCAAACUAAAAACGAGGGUUUAUCUCAACCAUCGAUGAGUAAAACAACAGAACAAACAACUCAUGAUAGUGUCACUAUUGAUGAUGAUGAUGAUGAUGAUCUUAUGUUUGAUGAAGAAGAAUUUGAAGCGACUGAUCUAUUUUCAUCGGCACCUACACCAGAUUUUAAAAUUGCUGAAGUUCCUGCUAAUUUAACAGGCAAUCGAUGGGAAUCGUAUCAUUGUGAAGCAAUAAUGAUUCUUGUAUUAUUGAGUUACUUAAUAAAUUUUCUUAUUGGACGUUCGAAAAAUGCUCGCCUUGCAGCAACUAUUUAUAAUUCCCAACGUGAUUUACUUGAAAGAAAAUUUUCUCUCGUUGGUGAUAAUGGUCAAACACAAACUACAAAAUCAACUGAUGAACAAAUAGAUAAUGAUGUCGUAUCAAAUAAUAUUCAUAAAGAAUCUGAAAGUUUAUAUGUACUUUGGUGUAGUGGUCGAACAUCACUUGAAAGUAUGCUGAUUGAAAUGCGUUUUAUUAAACGACAAUGUUUAUUUAAUUCAUUGGCUGCAUUAAUUAAAUCAUUAAAUGAUAUGAUUAUUUAUACUAUUGAUUAUAGUAAAGAUGAUAUGGAAACAUUUGUAUUUUGUCUAGCAAAAAAACGUUCUGCUGUUAAAUUACAUCGUGACAUGAAUGAUCUUAGUCAAUUUUGUUCGGAACGAAAAAAUGCUGAAAAACAUCGUUUAAGCGGAAAUUAUCAGAUAUUAAGUGAAAUCAGUGAAGUAUCAAAAAUUAUUAUUGAUAAUCGAGUAGGAGAUUUUAUUAACAAAUUUCCUGAUGCACUUGAAUACAUUCAUAUUAGUGAUCAAUAUACGGGAAUGAAAAUACAGAAUGAUAAUCAACAAUCAUCAUCUAGUCAACCGUCAAAUAAUGGUACUACUGUUGGAUCGAAUGGUGUUAGUGCAACACAACAACAGGAUGCAUUAAAUUUAAGUGAACGUUCUGUUCGUCGUGUAUUAAUUGUUGCGUUUAAUUUAAUUCCAUCUAAUGAUCGUUCAUUACAAAUUACAACAGAAACUGUUAUUAACGAUUAUUCACGUUUUGUAUUACAUCUAGCGGAUCAUGUUGGUUUGUUUCGUUUUACGUCUAAAGAAUCAAAAGUUAAAACUUUGAAAAAUCGUCAACGUAUUGAAGAACAAUUUUUAAAGAAUGUCAAUCAACAACGGCAAGAACAAGCUCAACAAAGACGUGAAGAAAAACGUCGAGCUGAAAAAGAAAAAAUUAUGCAAUCUGAUGAUCCAGACAAGCAACGCAAAUGGGAAGAAAAAGAAUAUAAACGUGAAAUGAAACGACGACAACCAAAAAUGAAACAAAUGAAAAUAAAAUCCAUGUAA
Rotaria socialis is the source of this 1563-nucleotide messenger RNA. NCBI's taxonomy places the organism in Eukaryota, Metazoa, Rotifera, Eurotatoria, Philodinida, Philodinidae. The record is from the annotation of a GenBank genome assembly.